UUCUCUCUGCCCGAACCUCACUCUCAGAUCCUCUCCUCAUCACUGCCGCCACCUCCCUCGCUCACUUCCCACUCACCGCAAGCUUCUCCUCCUUCGGCGAGGUCGCUGGUCGCCUCCCCUUCCCCCUUCCUUUCCCCCUUUUCUCAUCAGAUCUCCUCUUCGCGUGCCAUCCCUCCUCCUCCUCGUCAGAUCAUCAACGCCACGGAUCUGCCCAUCGCCGUCUCCGCCACAGAUCUGCGCGUCGCCAUCAGCGCAUCGCCGAUUUUCUGUCGCCGUCUACUCCAUCUUUGGGAAAAUCCGCGGGGAUAUCCGGCGGAUAUCGGGUAUCCGCAACCCGUCACGGAUACGGGGCGGGAACGGGGGCUUUUUGGGGCCACGGGGCGGGGGGUGGGGGGCAUGUCCCCGUCCCCAUGGGGACCCGUUGCCAUCCCUUUCCACUGAGCGAAUUGUUCUUCAUACUAAGCACAGCCAAGCCUUGAAGAGUCCCUAUUUCGCUUGGAAUAACGCCUUCUAAAAGGUUGUUAUCAAGAACCAGUGAUUGAAGGUUUUUGAGAAGUGAAAUCUGUGACGGAACAACACCAGUGAAAUGGUUUGAACUUAUGUUGAGUAUUUCAAGAGAAGAUAUAACUGAGAAAUGGUUUGAGGUAUUGGACCCCAGAGACCAAGAGAAACGAGAGUGAGGACUUUUAAGCUUGAGAGUGGGGCGAGUGUGGCGAAUAGUGUUUGUGAUGAGAAGUUCUGUGGCAAUGCGUUGGGACUGAAACCGUUGCCAACAACAUGCAGCUGUGUGAGAUUUUCUUCAUAGCAAACGAGUGUGAAGUGUGGGGUUGGUUCAAUGUUGCAGAAGUCUGUGUUGGUGUUGAGGGUUAAAAGUUCUUGGGGGUAGCCGAGAAGGUUCUGGAAGUUUUGAAGUGUUUGGGUCUGAGAAAAUUGUAACUGCUCUGAGAGAUGGAAGGUGGUGGAAAAGAACAGGAUCAAAAUGAGUAGUGGAAUUAGGUGUGAGUGGGAAUUGGAAUUGGAAUUGUAACUGGAAGUUUGUAUAUUCUAUUAAGGGCAUGUGCUUGUAUUCUGAAAUGUGUAGUUUGAUUGGAUAGAAAUGCUUGAGAAAGAAAAGGUUUACUUUGUUAGAAACUUUGAAUAAAAUGGUUUUGCCUUUAGAUACAAUAUAUUUGAGAAGUGCGACGUAUUAAAAUUUUAAUCUAAAUCUUGUUUCAAAAUGCUAGAUUCUUUUAUGUACGUAUUCUUUUAUGUCUAAGUAAUCUCAAAAUCCUAGUUUGCAAUAUUUUUUCAACACUACAUAUAACUUUAGUGGGAUUUUUAGUGAUAUUUGUACUUGAUUUAAUCUGAAUAAUUGUUUAGUGUCUUUUUGAAUAUAUAUGUGUAGUUGUGUCUGAUUGUUUAUGGUCAAUUAAAUUCUGUUGAUUGGCUUUAAAAAUGAAUUACUUAUGAUUCUGUUUAUGAGCUGCUUUGGUUUUGUUAAUGAGCUGUUUAAAAAUGAAUUGUAAAGGUUGUGUAAUAUGGUUUUAUAUGUCUGCAUAUAUAUGGCUGCAUAUAAUUAAUAUGUUUCACAAGUUUGAAUGCUAAAUUUGUUGCUGGAAACAAUACUUUUGGUGCUGUUGAUGAGUUAAAAUGCUAAUUUUUCAUUGUUCUGUUUAUAUAUAUGCAGCCAACAAGCAUGAGGUGCCCAACGAACCGACGCCUAAUUUUUCAUUGUUCAGAGGCUGUUUGGUUUUUAUUUGUUUUAAAGUGACUGUUUCGGUUUAAAGUGUGUUUAUUUCUGUUGUUUUGCUAGACAUUUUUAAUUGUCUUUGUUUUAUGUUUAAUUAAGUUGAAUUUGUAUUGGAUUUGGAUGUGAUAUACUCUUGUUAUUCUAGUUUAUUGAAGGUUUUAAACCUCAUUUUAUGGUAUUUUAAAUUCUGAUUAUUAGGUGUAAAAAAACCGAAAAAACCGACCGAACCAAAAUGCUGUUGGUUCGGUUCGGUUGUUCAAACAGCAGCCAACCGAAUGGUUGGUCUCAUAGUAGAACCGAUCAGGUCGGUUUGGUUGGUUUUCGGUCCAAAACCGAACCAAACCGAACCGAUUACACCCCUAAUCCAGUAGUGAUGCUGAUAUUGUUUGUGUUCCAUCUCCACCUCUUCCUUUGAGCCCAAGGUUGUCUAGGAAACUGUCUGAUUUUAGGAGUUCACAAUCUAAUUUGGGUGACCAUGUUGGGGGCCAAUCCAUUAAUUGAUUAUUCAGUUGACAGACAAAUGCCUACUAUUCAUAGGAACUUGUCUGAUGCACCACUGAUGAAUAAUGAUUUGAAGAAUGAUGAGAAAGUCAAACAGGAUGAUAUUUCGAGCGUAGUUAAUCCCUCUGUUAUGCUUAAGCUACCAACUCACCUGGUUACUCCUUCUGAAAUCAUUAAGGCCGGUUCUCCCCCUGAGACAAAUAUAAUUGAUAGAAAUAGUAACUUUAUGAAUAAGGAUCUACCAGCAAUAUUGGAGGAAAUACUAAAGAAGGAAAUAGCUUCAGUGGGUCCAGCUGCAGUCCGUGCAAUGACCCCCACUAUUGAGAAAAUAAUAUCUUCAGCCAUUGUAGAGUCUUUCCAGAGAGGAGUAGGUGAUGAGGCAGUAAAUCAACUUGAUAAAUCAGUCAAUGCAAAACUUGAAGCCACUGUUGCCAGGCAAAUUCAAGCACAGUUUCAGACGACUGGAAAACAAGUGCUUCAGGAUGCACUCAAAUCCAGUUUUGAAAUAUCAGUGGUUCCCGCAUUUGAGAAAUCAUGCAAAGCAAUGUUUGACGAAGUUUAUUCUACAUUUCAAAAGGGCAUGGUUGAACAAUCAACUGCUGUGCAACAACGCCUUGAUUCUGGGCACACUUCACUGGCAAUGACUCUAAGGGAAUCCAUUAAUUCAGCUUCAUCAGUUACUCAAACUUUGAGUAGAGAAGUGCUAGAGGGCCAGAGAAAGCUAAUGGCAUAUGCAACUGCAGGAGCUAACUCCGGCACACUAAAUCCUUUGCUCAUUCAGCUGAACAAUGGACCUCUGCUUCGUGAAAAGGUUGAACAAGAGCUAGCAAGUUUGAUAGCUGAACGGAAGUUUGAGGAAGCUUUCACCGGGGCUCUACAAAGAAGUGAUGCGUCAAUUGUAUCUUGGUUAUGUUCUCAGGUUGAUUUACAUGGACUUUUGUCAAUGGUUCCUCUUCCUUUGACCCAAGGAGUGGUGCUUUCACUUCUGCAGCGACUGGCAUGUGAUAUUAACAAUGAUACCUCACGAAAGAUUGCAUGGAUGACGGAUUUGCAAUUAGCCAUUAAUCCGUCAGACCCCAUGAUUGCAAUGCAUGUGCGACCCAUAUUUGAGCAAGUUUAUCAGAUACUGAUUCAUCAACGCAGCUUGCCUACAAUGACUGGACCUGAUCUUUCAAGCAUCCGUCUUUUAUUGCAUGUCAUCAACUCUAUGCUCACGACAUGUAAAUGAUUUUCCUCAUUUCUGGAAGUGUGCAAUUAGCCUUUUUGAACUUUCAGAUAUUACAACAAUUUUGUACAAAGCUCAGUGAGUUUCAUUAAAGGAUCCAUAUUGGUAGGUAGUUGACUAUGAAUCAAGUUAGUGUUGAAGAGGUGAUUCUUCGAUCAAAAUUUCUGUAGCAACGAAAUUGUUUUUGGGCUCAAAAUAGAGGAGUGUAUAUACUAUAUGUACUGUACCUUUUGUUAUUAACUUCAUAAUGAUCUGACAGACAAGGGUAGUUUUAAUCCUCGUUUUAGGAUUUGUUUUGAAUGCAUCCAUGAAUAAUUAAUUACAUUAAAGA
This is a messenger RNA of Arachis stenosperma, 3786 nucleotides long. Its product is annotated as enhancer of mRNA-decapping protein 4-like. Gene Ontology annotation, cellular component: P-body. The coding region runs from base 2205 to 3458 and encodes 417 amino acids. Gene Ontology annotation, biological process: deadenylation-independent decapping of nuclear-transcribed mRNA. The transcript is spliced from 7 exons. NCBI's taxonomy places the organism in Eukaryota, Viridiplantae, Streptophyta, Magnoliopsida, Fabales, Fabaceae. The record is from RefSeq and is a predicted model, not a curated record.